CAUCAACAUGGCGACAUGCUGGAAGAUGGGGCGAAGCAGGAGAAAUGUUUGGGCUCUUUCGCUGGUUAUUUUCCUCCAGCUGUUAGCCAGCGGGUGCCUGUCAGCUCCGGCAAAAGUCGGUACGCAAGAUCAGGGGGAAAGCGCAUCUCAAAAUUCUACAGUGACCACAGUGAGCAAGGAACCAGGGCAGACAGAGCCUUCCUCACCUGUACAGAGUCCAACUUUACCAGAUCCCAAGAACUCUGCAGCACCCGCUGGCAAUAACUCCACAGCAACAGAAGCAGAGACCCUGAAAGAAAAGCCCACAACAGCCAUUCAACCAAAAACAUCAAAAGAGGAAACAAAUCCAGUGAUCCUAAUUGAUGCCUCUGAUUUGCAGCCAUUACCUGUCAACAAUGGCCACACAAACUCAGCUGUGCAAAACGACAAGCCAGCCACAGUGGAGGCAACAGAUGAACCUGCUGCUUCUGAAACCAGUUCAGCCUCUACUACAGUCGCUGCCUCCACCUCCGCCAAAGCCCCUGAACCAGCCAAACCAGUAACGGAUGAGCCAGAAGCACCUCAGUCUGACUCCAAACCCUCCAACGCACUGAAUCCGUCCAUAGUGCAGGACAUUGACCCAGAUCUGCUGCCGACCACUGACAAAGAGCCGGUGCUUCACAGUGAUCUCGAUGGUUAUACAGAUGAGGGUGACGAUGACGACGAGGGAGAAGAAGAUGGCAAUUACGAGGAGAGUGACGAUGAUGUCACCAUGAACAACGGAUAUGAAAAUAAUGACGACGGCAAAGCGCAGCCUGUGAACAGGCUGCAGCAGGCAGACGGGAUGGAGCUGACCCAUGUCCAGGCCCCAGAUGGUUACAGCACAGAGGAUGAGGACUCUCACUUCUUCUUUCAUCUGGUCAUCCUGGCUUUCCUGGUGGCAAUCGUUUACAUCACCUAUCACAACAAGAGGAAGAUCUUCCUCCUGGCUCAGAGCCGACGCUGGAAGGACAGUCUAUGUUCCCGCAACACCGUGGAGUAUCACCGCCUGGACCAAAACGUCAACGAGGCCAUGCCGUCCCUCAAGAUGACCCGAGACUACAUCUUUUGAUCCACGUUUUGAAGAACAUUAUGUCCAGACCUGCACAGAGCCAGUUGGCCUUCCUGCCUGGCCAGUCGCGUUGUUGACAUGCUGUGCUUUGUCAUGGAGCUUGGUUGAUGCUUUCUCUUGCUUUACAGGCCAACUGGAGAGCAGGGGGUGUGAUGUGUUUGAGAGUUAUGUUUGUUCGGACGUUUUUUGUUGUCUGCACAGAGAGAUUUUUACUCUUUAUUUGUUAUUCGUAUUUGUUACAUGAUUUGAAUGUUACUUGUCUUUUUUUUUCUAAAUUAAUAACUUCUUGGGAUUUAAUAUAUUGAUUUAUUUAGGGGUCUUAUUAUCUGUCUUUUUUGGGAGUGUUUCAGCCUUAUGGUCCCUCUACACCUGUUUUUUUUUGUUUUGUUUUUUUGUAAUGCUUCUUACAUACGGUCUUAAUAUCUUUAACACUUGCUUUAAGAAUAGGAAGAAUUACAUGUUGAUGUAACUUAGUCAUAAUAUAAUACUUCAUUAUGACAGUUUAUUAUUUACCCCAAGAUUAAUAAUAGAUUUUUCUCUCAGCAGUUAGCCAAGAUAUGAAUUGGCACAGAAGGCAUUUGCUUUUUAAAGCACUUGUUGUUGUGUCAUGCAUACUUUUGUAUUGUCAAGAUGUGAGUAUGCAAAAAAACAGCAAUCUAGCAGAAGGUGAUACAUAUGUAUAUAUGCAGUCAUUCCAAAAACUAUCCACCACUCAUGUCGAAAUGGUCUGUGUCAUACACUGGACUGCAAGUACAGUACUGUCCACUAGGGGUGAAUGAUAUGGCCCUAAAAUAAUAUCACAAUAUUUGAGGGUAUUUCUGUGAUAAUGAUAUUCUUGACGCCAUGACAAAAUACUGAGUACAGCUUGCCAAAGAUUUGCCGAUGCUGUGCUGAGCCAGUGUAGUUUGUCUGCUUGGUUUUGAACUCACACUAGCUGCUGAGCUCUCUUCUGAGGAUGCAGGACUCUGGUACUCAACCGGCUGCUUCUGCUCAAGAUGGUGAAAUAAGUUUGCAUUGCCCCACUUUGUUGUUGCAGUUUUCUUGCACUUCCUGUAUAUUACCAUGGUUUGUUGUACAUUGGAUAUUUUGUAACAAAACCACUUCCACAAUACUGAAGUCGCUCAAAUUCAAACUCAAAACUCCUCCUCUGUGGAGCCGGUAGCAGUGUUACUUUCACUUUCAGCCAUACUUGUUGCUCUGUGUAUCGGUCUGAUGUCAUUAUGUCAACAAGUCAGAAUAUUUCCUUUAUCACGAUAUGAAAAAUUUUAAAAACAUAAAUAAUUAUACUGAUGUUAUUGUGAACUGUAUGAUAUGGCACACCCCUACUGUACAGUAUAAUAGGAAACAUUGGGAUUGAUUUCAAUAUAUAUACUGUUGCAAAAUUCACCAGUGUGUAAUGUAAAGCUAAUCAGACCAUUUUUUUUAAUCAAAGGAAGAUACAACAUUUCACAGAAAUUUGAAAAUGUAGUUCAAGUGUAAUUUUUUUUCAACUGUUUCACCAUCACCUACGUUUCCUGUGACACCUGCAGGCAUAAAAGCCUUUUCAUUUGACAUGAUGUAAGGGAUGUAAAAUUCCUUUUACACGUUGGGAGAUUCAGCUGCACAUUAAGCAUCUCAUCAAAGAGGGUAACCACCCCUCAGCUGACGAGUCUGUUCAUGUGCUGAAGCCAUUUAAAUGAAGACAGAUACUGUUUGUUGUUCAGGUUGGAAUGUACUAAUAUAUUGUAUGGGAGGAGCUUUUAUUGCCAGACCUUUUUCUCGUUCUUCAGUUUAUAUUUGUCUAAUAUGAUACCUCUUCUACUACCCAGAUUUUGCUAUGCAGAAAUCCUGGGGCUGGCCCUCUUUGCUUUAUGACUUCGGUGAAGUCUCUAUCAAUCAUUUAUAGUCUUCAUUGUAAUGGCUGUGUUCCCUCAUGCUCACGCAGAGCUUUUCAUUUUUAGUUACUUCCUAUCAGAGUACAGUGUGGUGGACUGGUAUCUUUGUUCAUCAGAAAUUUUGCACCGUCAGUGUGACCUGAUGUUCACAUGAGCACCAAAAAACCCCCCAACAAAACAAGAGCAGACCACAUUGUUUUUUUUUUUUGGCACUCAUAACUCUUGACUCUUCAUCACAGCCACAUGUUUUUUUUUCGUCUGUUGCCUUCGAUUGAAAUGCCAUAACUGCCACAUGAAUCCACAUAUUUGUUAUCUCUUGUCACCUUCAGCCAGUUUUCAACUGUCGUGUAUGUAUACAAGAUACACAGCAGAUAGAUAGAUAACGCGAUUUGCACUGUGCUGAUCAGUCAUGCUAGAACAUGAGCUAAGAUGAUGAAUCAACACUGCUCUUGCAAUCAACUGUAGAAACUGUACAAUCCUUUUUUGUCAAUAAAGCACAAAUUGUGUCCUC
Chelmon rostratus (copperband butterflyfish) is the source of this 3475-nucleotide messenger RNA. RefSeq names its product chromosome 14 C5orf15 homolog (gene c14h5orf15). Bases 8 to 1090 code for a protein of 360 amino acids. Lineage: Eukaryota; Metazoa; Chordata; Actinopteri; Chaetodontiformes; Chaetodontidae. The transcript is spliced from 3 exons. The record is from RefSeq and is a predicted model, not a curated record.